This is a messenger RNA of Prunus armeniaca (apricot), 1929 nucleotides long. The record is from the annotation of a GenBank genome assembly. Lineage: Eukaryota; Viridiplantae; Streptophyta; Magnoliopsida; Rosales; Rosaceae.
AUGUCCUCUGAAUCCUGUGCGUCGAGCUUGCUUCUGGCUCUGUCAGAUGAUGUGUUUUCUAUUGUCACCUGGUCCCUCUCACCUAGAGAUAUAGGCAAUCUCAGUCUAUGCUGCCGUAGUUUGUAUGCACUCAUGGAGUCCGAAAAGGUGUGGCAAAUCCAAUGUGAAUUGGUUGGAAUUGUACCUCUUCAAGACCUUGUUCAGUGGCGUAAGGCCGUCUCAUCAUACAAGGCACUUUGCCGCUUUCUCUUUAAUGUUCAGCCACUAAUGGGAAUAUGGGUUCAUCAGAAUCCAGAGCUUGGCAAUGUAGUCUAUGUCAUGCCAGGUUUUGUUUCUGUUGUUGGGUGCCGCAUAAUACCUCAAGAACUCGGGCCUUUAGGCAUUGAAGACGGCCCUAUUCUGUGGGCACCUGUAUUUGAAAUUAUUUGUGAUUUUGAUGGCUCCACAUCCUUUUUUCUACAUGGAAGGGAGAAGGGACAUGAUUAUGUGUAUCCUGGUUUUGUGAAACCUGUUGGCAGGUCAUGCAAUGUGCUUUUGCUUGAGAUCGAGCCUAGACUACAUAAAAAUCAGGGUAAAUCAUUGCAUAGCAAGAGUUUUGUUCACGACUCAGAUAAGGAGUUGUCAAGGAAGAUUUGUAGGUCAAAUAGUGGACUUUCAAGGUCGCAGCGGGUGUUUGGACAGAGUGAGACAUUGGUGCCCUUCGGUCGAUUGGCUUUCAGUGAUAGAAGAAAAUUACUUGAUGUUAUCACGAGCCAAAUUCGUCUAAAGGUUCCUGAUGCAGCAGUUGGGCCACUCUUUCCUCGGUUGAGGGAUAAUGAGGAGAACUUUCAGAAGGAUAUGGUGCUCUUAUUGGAACGAAGAUCAAUGCUUAUUCAAAUGCAUAAGCUUGGUGGAGGUCACAUGGAUUUGAAGGCAAGUAGUCUGCUGCCAUCUGAUCCCACUCAGCUGCAAUUGAGUGAGAUCAGAAAGGGUCUUGAUCGGUUAAGUGGUUUUCAAAACUCGAUUAAUGAGGAUGACGGUCACAGACAAUGCAACAGGAGGAAAACUCUUAGCAAGUACUUUAGGGAUAGCCUCAAUCAGAUCUUUGGGAAGUCGAUCGCAACCACUGCAAACUCAAAGAAUAGUUCUUCGAGUAGUGAGAAUAAGCACGCAUCCCUUGAGGAUUUUCUGAGUUCAGGUGAUACAAUAGGAUUGACUUUACAUGCUUCGCAUGUGAAGUUAUCUUCUUAUCGAGCAUGGCCAAACAUGCAUGACAGUCGAUUUGCCAUCUACAGAUUGCCCUUGCGGAUCCCAACUGCGGAACAAGAAUAUGCUGGUUUAUGGGGAGGGACUUUUGGUUGGCCUCCUGGGAAGUCGUCCAAAGACAAGCCUGGAAAGGCUCUCUUCUUUCUUUUGCUUUCUUAUGAGGAGUGCCAGGGGCAACAACUUCUAAUUGCAACCAAAAUAUUAGAGGGUACCCACUAUGUUCUGCAUCCUAAUGGCUCAGCCAUGUUUGUAGUUAAUAUCGAUGAACCUUCAUUCGAUCCAUUCCCUUGGGAUACUGAUGCAGAUGCAGAUUCCCUUGCUGUGAAUGUUAAGCAUGUUUUUAAAGGGGAGGGUAUUGCAAAUGGGUAUGGGUUUAGGUAUCCAGGCGCGAAACCGGGUUCUCUCUUUGUAUUUGAAGAUGGUCAACUUGCCUUCAUUUGGAAUGAGUCUAGGGCUGUCUUGACUUUGCAGAGGCUUAACUUGCAAGAGCUUUUGAAAAAAGGUGAAAGGGUGCCUGCGCUACCUCCGAUUGCUAAUUUUUCAUAUUUGACCAAGUCUUACUCAAAUGUCUUUGCUGAGUUCCCAAACACCUCAACUUCUUGGGCGUCAUCAAGGUAUGCCUUAUGCCUUGCCUCCAUUGAAAAUGCUUGUCCUAAUUUGGGUCUUCCCCACUCCCCUAAUUAA